Molecule: messenger RNA, 480 nt
Organism: Colletotrichum karsti
Lineage: Eukaryota; Fungi; Ascomycota; Sordariomycetes; Glomerellales; Glomerellaceae
Exons: 2
Coding region: 1-480 (159 amino acids)
Source: RefSeq, a predicted model, not a curated record
AUGGCGACCACAACCUCCAACUUCUUCCCUCUGGCGACGGAGACCUACUACCCAGAUCCCGCCGGCGAUGCCAGCUCCUCGUCCGGCGGCCGCGUCGACAACGAGGCCGGCGCUUCUGGAGACAGCCCCGGAGCCGUCGGUCUUUCAUCCAGCGCCAUGAUUGCCAUCAUCGUGGUCGUCUCCAUCGUGGGCGCCCUCGGAAUCGGUAUGGCUGUUUUGUUCUACAUUGCCAAGAAGCGCGAAUGGAAGAUUAGGGAGACCAUGCGCAAGUCGGCCAGGAAAGUCGUCACUGCUCUCACGCCGCGGAGGACCGAAUUUCCCAAGUCCGUCAAGGAGUCGUCCUCGCCGCCGCGCAGCCACCGCGGCCGCGCUAGACUGGACGAUGUGCCCCCGACGCCGAGGCUCCGCCCGGAAGAUCUCGAGAAGGGAAUCGAGCAGGCCGAGAAGAAGCGGAAGCUCAUGAGAUGGGGACGGAAAUGA